This is a messenger RNA of Odobenus rosmarus divergens (Pacific walrus), 1431 nucleotides long. Its product is annotated as olfactory receptor 143-like. Gene Ontology annotation, molecular function: G protein-coupled receptor activity; odorant binding; olfactory receptor activity. The coding region runs from base 1 to 1431 and encodes 476 amino acids. Gene Ontology annotation, biological process: G protein-coupled receptor signaling pathway; sensory perception of smell. The transcript has 2 exons. NCBI's taxonomy places the organism in Eukaryota, Metazoa, Chordata, Mammalia, Carnivora, Odobenidae. The record is from RefSeq and is a predicted model, not a curated record. Gene Ontology annotation, cellular component: membrane.
AUGACCAACCGGACCCGCUCCUCCCGCAGCCUCCACGCUGUCACCUGGGCCCAUGAAGGCCGCUGGGGCUCUCGGGCUGCCGGUUCUCUGGCGCCGUCAGGUCAUGGACUCGUCCUCUGCGUGCCCCUCACCCUUGGGGCUCAGCAUCUGCAGAAGCUCAGGAGCCCUCGCACAGGACCUGCAUGGGGUCGCCAGCCGCCUCCUCCGACAGACAGCCGGGUCUUCGGAGACUCCCCAGGGGAAGAUUUCACCCUGGACUGUGUCAGCCCAGGGAAGGUGAGGAGUUAUAGUCGAGAUCUGAAAACAUGGAAGAAAAGGACAAGCAAGAGUAGGAAGUUAAAGAUGAAGAAUCCUUGCCCUGGCUCUUCUUUCAGGGCUCUGUCCCAACAGCCACACUCGAGUCCCUGCAGAACAAGGCCUUACUCUAGAAGCAAAGGGUCUGAGUCCCUUCCUGAUGUGACACCUCUCGUUUCCUCACAGAUCACAGACCUGCAGAUAGUGACUAUGGAAAAUGACUCUUCAGUGAUGGAGUUCAUCCUGGUAGGACUUACAGAUCAAUCUCAGCUCCAGUUACCCCUUUUCUUUCUCUUCUUACUGAACUAUGUGGUCACUGUGGUAGGGAAUUUGAGCUUAAUUAAUCUAAUUUGUCUGAAUUCUCAUUUGCACACUCCCAUGUACUUUUUCAUCUUCAACUUAUCCUUCAUAGAUCUCUGCCACUCUUUGGUCAUUACACCUAAAAUGCUGAUGAACUUUGUGUCAGAAAAAAAUAUCAUCUCCUUUACAGAAUGCAUGACUCAGCUGUUUUUCUUCUGUUUCUUUGUCCAUUCUGAGAGCUAUGUGUUGACAGCCAUGGCCUAUGAUCGCUAUGUGGCCAUCUGUAAACCCCUGCUGUACACAGUCACCAUGUCCUCUCAGGUCUGUUCUCUGCUGAUGUUUGGUUCUUAUGUGAUGGGGUUUGCUGGUGCCAUGGUCCACACAGGGGACAUGGUCAGAUUGUCCUUUUGUGAUUCCAACAUCAUCAGCCAUUACAUGUGUGACAUCUUUCCCCUCCUCCAGCUCUCCUGCAGCAGCACCUAUGCCAGUGAGCUGGUGACUUCUGUUAUUGUAGGCACAGUUGUCAUAAUAUCCAGCUUCAUUAUUUUCAUUUCUUAUGCUUUGAUCCUGUCCAGUGUCCUCCACGUCUCAUCAGCUCAGGGUUGGUCCAAAGCCUUCAGCACUUGUGGCUCCCACAUAGUAACUGUUGGCCUAUUCUAUGGAUCUGGGUUGUUCACACAUCUCAAGACCUCUCCUGCUGGUUCUAUGGGCCAGGGGAAGUUCUUCUCAGUAUUUUACACCAAUGUAGUACCCAUGUUGAACCCUCUCAUCUAUAGUCUAAGGAACAAGGAUGUCAAGUGUGCUCUGAAAAAAACCCUGAAGAGAAUUGCAAAUUAA